Molecule: messenger RNA, 5797 nt
Organism: Tuber aestivum (summer truffle)
Lineage: Eukaryota; Fungi; Ascomycota; Pezizomycetes; Pezizales; Tuberaceae
Source: the annotation of a GenBank genome assembly
CAAGCUCCUGGAAUAGAUACAGUGCGGUACCGUACAGUAUUACAGUAAUAUCAUGGGACAGUCACUUGACUGCAUCCCACGGUCACCCAAUCCCACUUGGCAUGGAGGCGAAAGCGUGUCCCUAAGCGUCUUGGCAUGCUUUCAGCCGCCUAAUUGCCAAAAUGUGUGCUCGACAAAAAAGCUCCUUCCACACGCUUCGAUGGUCUGCUGCCAACUCCUUUUUUGCUCUGUUUGAUCCUAUAUUCUUGGAAUAGCUACCCCAUACGAGGAAACUCUCGAUAGGCGGAAACCUUUGCAUGGACUGAUCCGGUAUAUUUGCUAUCCAAUUACCUACAUACCCCCCCGAUUGAAGCUUGGACAGGAUGCGAUUGCCCAAUUUUGGGGGAAGGCUCUCCGUGGGCCUUCUCCUGCUAUCACCUUGUGUGCGACUGGUUUCCUGCGGCCCUGCUGUCAGUGUUGCACUUAAGGCUUCCUGGAAUGGCGCACCAUUCUUGUUGGAACUAUUGUGAGUGCGAAGAGGGGAACAUCAUCGCUCCCAUUUUUCACGGGGCGUCGUAACCUAACACCGGGCUGUCUAAAAAUAGGGAAACCGCCGCUGACGAGGUCGGCCCUUCGUAUUUUCCUCUGCUCGAUCGGAUAGCGGCGGGAGACUUUGCCGACAUAGACUCCGACGAAGCUCUUUACCACGCCUUUCUACGGGUUGCACGGGAGGAGGGGUUCUUGGUGGGCCAGGAGGAGCUUGCUUCCUUCGACUUUGCCUUGUCGAUACAUGCGGCUGCUCCGAGAAUAGAAGCUCACUACCACUACUAUGAGAACUCUUUGGAACCUAUGAUGGGGAGGCUGUACGAUGCCACUUGUCAAGUGUGGCUUCAAUGGAGUCAGAAACAAGUUUGCGGCACUGGUGGUGAUUUUAAGGACAUGUUAAAGUCCUGGGAGAGAUAUCAGAAGUACGGCAUCUUGUCAUUGUUUGAGUGUUUUGUUUGCGGGAAGGUUCUAACGGCUUCCCUAGUGAUCGACGGAAGCUCCAGUUUGACCGGGUGCUGGAGACACGGGAGGACAAACCGGCUGCAAUCCUUUAUGCCGAUAUUGGUGCCCCAAAUUUCAAACAGUUUCACGAGGUGCUCAGGGAUUACGCCAAGCAAGGGGUACUUACCUAUCGCGUGCGAUAUAAGCCCCGGACCAAUGGAAAGGGGCGCCCUGUGAUUCUUGGUGGGUAUGGCGUUGAAUUGGCUCUCAAGAAAACAGACUACAUUGUUAUGGAUGAUCGUGAUGUCUCAGGUGAAGGUGAUGUUAGCAAGGGCAAGGAGACACAAAUUCCUGUCGGAGAACUGGACGAUCAGGAGGUCCAGGAUAUUAAGCCUCUCCACCCAAAGGAUAUGUCAUUCCUUGGAAUGAAGGCUGCCAGUUUUGUCAUGGAGAGCGGUGAUCCCCUGACCAUGCUUCUGAAACUUCUGCAGGACUUCCCGAAACACGCCUCCUCUGUGGCGGCCAUCGACGUCAAUCCGGAUGUUGCGGAUGCACUUCAGGAAAACUGGGAUUCCUUUCUUGGCCCUGGCCAGAAUGCUCUUUGGAUCAACGGGGUCCAGCUGGAAAACUCCGAUGUUAAUGCCUUCGCGCUUCUCGAGCAUUUGCGAAGGGAGAGGAGAUUCGUGAAUAGCUUCAAGGCCCUCGGGGUCAACUCUUCCGAAGCUGUCCAGUUACUGUCCCACCAGAUACUUGCCAGUUCUAGGCAGGAUGAGGCUCCGCAGAGGUUCGACUACCGCGAUAGUAUCGAGGGUGGAAAGGCCAUCAUUUGGCUCAAUGAUUUAGAAAAAGACUUGCGAUAUCGAGAAUGGUCUUCCGCAGUUGGUACGGUAUGCGGUUCUAGAUAGAUCUCUCCGUUAUCCGUGCCGUAUCAUGUAGCUAAACGCUCUUAUAGCUCCUCCGUCGUGUCUACCCCGGACAGCUGCAUCCCCUCAGGCGCAAUGUGCACCAUCUUGUCGUUCCCGUAAAUCUUGCCUCUAAGGAAGAUCUGGCUUUGAUUGCCGAGCAGUUGCGUUUGUUCGUCGAUAGGAAGAUUGCUCUCCGAUUUGGACUGGUACCUUUGACCGGGACCCCUGAAGGUCUGCGCAUCUCACUUUUGUAUAACUGUUGCAAGUGACUGACUGUGAUCCGAUAUAGCUGUUGCACAAGCAAAGGUCUUCUAUUACUUGAAUGAUGCUUAUGGCCUUCCGGUUGCUUUGGGAUAUCUUGAAUUGGUUAGUUGGAUUUGUAUUGCUGCCUGGAGACCCUUGCUGACCGGCCGUAUAGGCGCUUGAGUCCGGCCAAUUCUCAAUGCCAAAUGCUAAAGUCUUGGAGCAAGUUAUCAAAGGGGCCGAGGUCAUUGAGGGUUGGACCGCGUUGCCUUUGGAGGAGGUGUUGUCCUCCGAGGCUGUUGGGGAGCAUAUUAAGGCGUCUAAAUCAUGGGCUGGUAGAAUGGGUGCAAACUCUCUUAUCCCUCCAGUGUUCAUCAAUGGCCUUUCCGUGGCUAGAGACGAGGUAUGCGAGCGAUUUUCAGUUACAGAGGACUUGGCUGAGACGGAAUAUUAUAGCAAUGGAUGCAAAUUAUGAGCGCCCGCCUUCAAGGCGAUGUCCAGUUGACCCAGAGAGUAGUGUAUGAGGAAAUCGCCAAUGACGAGACCGACUUCGCCGCUCUACUUUUGGGUAAUGCGGCCACACGUCGGAAUUCCUAUAUCUUCCCGGAGGGCGAGGAGUCUAUCAGAACUAUAAAUGUUGGGAAGCUCUUGAAAGAAUAUCCUCACGUCUUCGACAGGUUGCCAACCAUUAUCUCGGAUAGGCCGGACAGGCUCGUCGAAUCCACUAUCUGGGUCAUUGGUGACUUUGAUGAGAAGGACGGAUAUGAGCUCCUCCAAGGUGCUAGCGAGCUUCAAAAGCUUGCACCAGGCGUGAACUUGGUUUCCAUUAACAACCCCCAACUUGUGAGCGGGAACCCCGCACUCUCUACACUUCUCCAUCAGCUUCACCAAGUUGGAUUCUUCAAGGGCCCCGAGCAGCUUCAACAACUCUUGGAAGAAGUGCCGCCACUGAAAGAGCAUGCCGAUAUUCCGAAGGCUGAGGCUCUAUUGCAAAUGCAGAUCCCUGAUGCCAAACCCUCUAGCUGGCGGUUUCCCGACCAUAUCGAGUCCGGGAACUUCUGGAGGGAAAGCCAGAUGAUGUUGGAGGCGGCUGGAUUUAAACCUGGGCAGAGGGGAGUGAUCAUCAAUGGACGUGUCGUGGGACCUGUCCCUGUUGAUGAGGAGUUUGGCGCAGAAGAUUUCAUGCAGCUCUUGGAGUACGAACACUCUAGAAGGAUUUUGCCUGCGUUGAAGGCUGCCAAUGAGAUGGGCGUUUUGGAGAAGCUCAAAGGGUUUGCUAUUCUUCGUGUAGCGUUGUUCGCAGUGCUGAUCGCUGACCUCUUCUAGUUCUCAAUCUUCUGCGUGCCUUACCAACCUGGUUGCUCUGAGUAACGUUCCCGAAGCUCCCACGAGCGUGUUCCAGGGCCCAUCUUUGGCCAGGACAGAUGCCUUCGAUAGGCUUUGGGAACAAGAACAUGUUGCUAUUGAGUCGGGAGAUAAGGGCAAGGCUAUCUUUCAAGCUGUGGCUUCCAUUGAUCCGGCCAGUGAGCUCGCUCAGAAAUGGGUCCCAAUCCUGAAGGUCUUGUCCGAGAUGAAGGGUGUGUAUAUGAAGAUAUACCUUAAUCCCCAGAGAGUGGUUGCGGAGCUUCCGGUCAAACGAUUCUACCGACAUGUUCUCAACUCUGCCCCGAUCUUUGAUGAAAAUGGGUAUUUACAUGCUAUCCACUUUGUGUUUUUGUGGAAUCUUUGGCUAACGUUAUCUAGUAAUCUCGCUGACCCCCAAGCUCGGUUUGAAAAUAUCCCGGAACUCCCUUUGCUCUCUUUGAGUAUGGAUGUCCCCCCAUCUUGGCUGGUAACGCCUAAGGAGUCACCAUAUGAUUUGGACAACUUGAGGAUCCAGUCCCUAAAGGAUCGCUUGAAGGGAAGUGAUAUCGAGGCACUCUAUGAACUUAGGAGCAUUCUUAUCGAGGGACAUUCUACCGAUAUCGUUAAUGGGGGGCCACCAAAGGGAGCCCAAUUGGUUCUUGGCACCGAGAAGGAGCCUCAUUUCGCAGAUACUAUUAUCAUGGCAAACUUGGGCUAUUUCCAAUUCAAGGCAAACCCUGGGUACUACAAGAUGGAGUUGAAGGAAGGCCGCUCUAAAGAGAUCUUCCGCAUCGACAGUACGGGAACUAAGGGUUUCCAACAGGGCAAACGUGCGGUAACCGAUGAGGAUUCCGAAAUCGCAUUGUUGAGCUUCCAAGGAGCCACUUUGUUCCCGAGAUUAUCAAGAAACCCGGGAAUGGAGGUCGAGGAUGUCCUUGAACAGUCUACCGGCGCGCCGAAGAAUGUUGGAGACUUUGCCACAAAGUUUCUUAAGAAGGCGGAAGGCGUACUCGUGAAUUUCGGAUUCCUUGCGCCGGCCGCGGAUUUGAAGCCUCGAGCUGAUAUCAAUAUUUUCUCUGUUGCCAGCGGCCACCUUUACGAGAGAUUUUUGUACAUCAUGAUGCUUAGCGUCAUGAAGCACACCGGCAAAUCAGUCAAAUUCUGGUUCAUUGAGAACUUCUUAUCGCCCUCAUUUAAAGAUUUUAUCCCAAUAAUGGCAAAGGAGUACGGGUUUGAGUACGAAUUGGUCACUUACAAAUGGCCCCAUUGGCUUCGCGGUCAAAAGGAAAAGCAGCGCGAGAUUUGGGGAUACAAGAUUUUGUUCCUUGACGUCCUUUUCCCCCUCGAUCUUGACAAAGUCAUCUUUGUCGACGCUGAUCAGAUUGUCCGAACAGACAUGAGUGAGCUCGUUGACUUGGAUCUCCAGGGUGCGCCAUACGGCUUCACGCCAAUGUGUGAUUCUAGAGAGGAAAUUGAAGGCUUCCGCUUCUGGAAGCAGGGCUACUGGAAGAACUUCCUGAAAGGCCUUCCGUAUCAUAUAAGGUGACUUUUCGUGUCUUACUUUUGAUUGUCUCUAGCUGACUUUCCCAGCGCUCUGUACGUCGUGGAUCUUAAACGCUUCCGCCAAAUCGCCGCCGGGGACCGCCUCCGCCAGCAAUACCACCAACUCUCCGCGGACCCGCACAGCCUCUCGAACUUGGACCAGGAUCUACCAAACCACAUGCAAAGCAUGCUCCCCAUCCACUCCCUACCGCAAGAGUGGCUCUGGUGCGAGACCUGGUGUAGCGACGAGAGCCUUAAGACGGCAAAGACGAUCGAUUUAUGCAAUAAUCCUAUGACAAAGGAGCCGAAAUUGGAUCGCGCGAGAAGGCAGGUUCCGGAGUGGACGGCCUAUGAUGAGGAGAUUGCGGCGUUGGCAAGGAGGAGUUUGAAGAAGGAAGGAGGAGAGGAGAGUGAGGCGGCGAGGCGGGCAGAGAAGGAGGAGGAGACGAUGGAGGCACCAGAGGAGAGGGAAAGUGAGCAACCUACUAUCAAGGAGGAACUUUAGGCAGGUUGGGACGGGGGGAUCUGUAUUUGUAUUCAGUAGAAGGCGCUUGUAUCGUAGUGAUUAUUAUCUAGAACGGCGAGCUCAGGGUUCGUGGGCUUUUUUUCUUUCUCGGAUGUCUUCGUGCUCGUGCUGAGCAGUUAGAAAGAUGCAUGAGGUGUCACUCGGUGAGGGCCUGAGGGAAGAUAUUUUAGACUGUGAUACUCCUGCGCGACGAAUGGAUUUAUACCGUGUGCUGCUCUAGAUCAUCAGGAUACAGUAUUAUUCGGAAGCGUCUAACGCUGCACCCGGGGUU